UCACUACCAGAGGUCCUCUCAGGUGUCGCUCACUACCAGAGAUCCUCUCAGGUGUCGCUCACUACCAGAGAUCCUCUCAGGUGUCGCUCACUACCAGAGGUCCUCUCAGGUGUCGCUCACUACCAGAGAUCCUCUCAGGUGUCGCUCACUACCAGAGAUCCUCUCAGGUGUCACUCGCUACACAAGAGCAUAAUCACCGUCUCACAAUGAUUUCUUCAUCUCUCACAGUGCAAUUCCAGUGACAAUUUCAGCAUUUCAUGAUCCCUCCUCAGUUAGCCAGAAUCUGAAUGGUCUCGUUAACUUGACAACAGUUAUGACUGAUAGUCUCGCUGUUGUCGCCCCCUUGAUUGAUAGACAGUGACGAACCUUUUCACCAGAGAGGUCCUGAAAAUCCCUAGUAUCUCGUAUCUCGCUGUCUCAAGACUAGAAAAAGCAUACCAAGUCUUUAGUCUCCACUGGAAUGAGACCAAUUCUCAGUGUCACCCGAUAUGGCAGAUUACAAUAGUUCUGCUACUGAAGUUUGCUGUUUGCAUUUCAUGUAAACACUAAACAGGUUGGAUGCGACUCCGUAAUAUAUUUUGUGUGCAUGAUAAUAUAUAACGUAAGGAGUGCUAGAAACAAAGCUUUCACAAGGCGAUAUUUAAUGUUUUAGACAAGUCCUUCCUGGAAAGUGUGAGAGAUUCUACGAUAAGGAUUUUCCAAACAUGAUAAACAGCCAAGUAGUCACAGUAGAAGUCUACGACAACUGUAGCAAAUAAAGUGAAGGAAUCGGCACCUCUUCCAUACCAGAGCAUAGACCUAUAAAUCUCCACAAACUUCCUUUACACACUCAAGACAAGAUUUUACGAACGUAAAAUCUGAAGAACAAAUGCAGAAGGAAGAAUGUUGUUGCAGGUGAACCUUUAGUAAACAAAGGAAAAUCUCAGACGAUAUAAAAUAUCAUUCGUAAGGUCGAUGCAAGAUCUAUACCACAGGAUGAAUUGGACGAGCCUCACCAGGACUCCGUGAAAGGUGUGUCAAGCAUCGAAGUCCAUUGGAACCACGAUGAACGAUAAACUGGAUUUUUACUCAGAGGCCCUGUUGGUGGGCGGCGAUGUGGAGACGCUGUUGACCUCCACACCGGAGCCGGUAAACUGGCUGGAACACGCCGUUAAUGACACCGACGACUGCUUGGAGUUCCCAGCCAGUUGUUUCCCUGCCGACGGCUUCUGGAACACAAGCUUCAACGCCAGCACCACCACCGUCCUCCCGCCGAGCCUGGGCUUCGACGACAACGCCAAGACUGACAUCAUCAUCUACUCCGUCAUGUUCGUGGUGGCGGCCGUUGGGAACCUGACGGUCUUCAUCACACUCUUCAGGAACCGACACCGCAAGUCCCGCGUCAACCUAAUGAUCAUGCACCUGGCGGCCGCCGAUCUGAUGGUGACGUUGAUCAACUUCCCACUGGAAGUGGGAUGGAGAAUCACCACGCAGUGGGUGGCUGGAAACCUGGCCUGCAAGCUCUUCCAGUUCCUCAGAGCCUUUGGUCUCUACCUCUCUUCUCUCGUUCUCGUCUGCAUUAGCCUAGACAGAUACUUCGCCAUCGUUCAUCCCCUCAAGGUCAACGAUGCUCAACGACGAGGCAAGUUAAUGUUGUCCUUCGCUUGGUCCAUCGCUGCAGUGUGUUCCCUGCCUCAGAGCGUGAUCUUCCACGUGGACACGCAUCCAGUGUUCCAGAACUUCAAGCAGUGCGUGACCUUCGGGUUCUUCAGGACGCAGGUAGAGGAGAUGACCUACAAUCUCUUCUGCCUCGCCGCCAUGUACUUCAUGCCACUAUUCGUCAUCAUCGUCGUCUACUUCAGGAUCCUGUGGGAGAUCUCACAGAAGUCCAGGGAUUCCAGAGAGGAGAGAGACGGCCGCAGCGGCGGCUGCGGCGGCGGCCGCAUGCGGCUACGGCGGAGCGACAUGAGCAACAUAGAACGUGCGCGAGCGAGGACACUCCGCAUGACGGUCAUCAUAGUGUUGGCCUUUAUAUGGUGCUGGACACCCUAUGUUGUCAUUGUUAUGUGGUACAUGUUUGACCGCGAAAGUGCCGAGCAGGUGGACAAGCGUCUACAAGACGCACUCUUCAUUAUGGCCGUCAGCAACAGCUGUGUCAACCCGCUCGUCUACGGGACGUACACCAUCAACUUCAGAAACGAGCUCAACCGAUGUUUCGGCCGCAAGACAAAACCCCCGGUCCUCGCCCGCAAAUCCACAGGGUCAACAGCCAUGCGAACUACCGUGACAGCACAGCUAACCUCCACGGGGAAUACCUUCAGGAUGUCUACCCACACCCAGGUAGUUCACCGCGAUGGCUCAGCACAUAAGCCAAGUGGGGAAAACCACUGUUUACCAUCCAAGCCUCGCCCACCACUCUCCCCCACACCCACAACUAUCUCCAAGUUUCCUGUCUCACCACCUCUGCCAAACUCUUCCACCUCCCCAACAUCCGGAAACCAGAUCCCUGCCGCUUCAACAGCAGCAUCCACCAUGGCCACUGGCUGCGUGAUAGUGGAGAUAGAUGUAGACGUAGAUACACUACAAUCUCUGAGGAUACCACUACCUGCCCCACGGAAUGCAUUCUCAAAACAACAGCAGCGAAGCAGUCAGUCACGGAAAACAAACUACCUGUCUUUCCUAAUAUCACCGAGACUCAAGACUAUGUCAAAGAGAGUAUGCAAGUGACCUCUGUGUUGCCACCGAACGGUGGCAAACAGAUCCCCGACAACAGAGCCCAGCAGGCAAAACAGACGACCUUUUGCAGAGCAGAAAGUCUCCCCUCACCCAUAUCAAGUGUCAGACGGGAAAGACUCUCACGAUUUUGCUCAAGGUACAAAACUUUCAGCCGGCUCUGGUAUGUUCUCCGGAAACAAAUACAGACGACCGAAGCUAAGUUCUCUCACUGAUAUUAUAUCAGAUCACUCGGGAAACAGAAAUCACUUAGAUCAGAGGACCAGUAUAGAACUUAAGAGUAUUAGGCCUCUAAACAACAUGUUAUAGGCAUUUGUUAUCACGAUUUGUUGAAUUUUAUCACGAUUUGUUGAGUUUUAUCAUACACACUUUCUCUUCUGUUCUUAGAAUUGUUUUUCCCACAUUCUUUCCUCUCAUUUACAUUUCUUUCCAGUUCAUAUUUAUUUUUUUUUCACCCUGCUAUCCUCUAUUAAUCAUUCUUCUUAUUUUCUUCAUAUUAUCUCUUAUUCUUCAUUUUUAUUCAUCCUAUCCUCCACAUUCGACCUCCAAACAAACUAUACCACAUUCAACAUUUUUAUUCUGCCAAAGAGGUUUGAAUCCGAAUUAUAGGAUCUAAUUCCUCCCUCCGUGCUGCAAACUCUGCUCACCAGAUAGCCAGUGUCGACCUUUCUUCUGCCUUCACGCUAAAAGACCCAUCAAAUUUAGCUUUUGUUUCUUUUAGUACAAUGUUAACUAGAUAUUUUCCGGUCGUUGUGCGAGCCUAGAAAGGCAUCCCUAUAGGGAUUACUGAGGCUUAAUUAAUCCCAUGUGGAUUAGAGCCUCAUUGGUUGAGCUGUCAGGAUUGUUAAUCCUAUCGGCUGCACGAGGGUCAGUAAGAUUGGGAUUAAUGAAAACGUUGAGCCUGUAUACACUGAGAUAUAUACAUCUCUCGCAACACAAUAAGUGUCAAGGGCCCAAGACUGUUCAACUACCUCCCAGCAUACAUAAUGGGGAUUACCAAUAGAUUCCUGGCUGUCUUUAAGAAGGCGCUGGACAGGCACCUAAAUUCGGUACCUGACCGACUUUAGGUGGUACCUAUGUCUGUCUGCGUGCGUCCAACAGUAACAGCCUGGUUGAUCAGACCAUGAUCCGCAAAGAUGCCUGGUCUCAGACCGGGCCGCGGGGGCGUUGACCCCCAAAACCCUCUCCAGGUAUAUACACUGAGAUAUAUAUAUCUCUAACAGUAUAUACACUGAGAGAUAUACAUCUUUCACAGUAUAUAUACUGAGAUAUAUACAUCUCUCACAGUAUAUACA
Molecule: messenger RNA, 4007 nt
Organism: Cherax quadricarinatus
Lineage: Eukaryota; Metazoa; Arthropoda; Malacostraca; Decapoda; Parastacidae
Product: gonadotropin-releasing hormone receptor
Biological process (GO): G protein-coupled receptor signaling pathway
Cellular component (GO): membrane
Molecular function (GO): vasopressin receptor activity
Source: RefSeq, a predicted model, not a curated record